AUGUCCGACUCGGACUCGCUUGUGGCCACGCGGCUGGAGCUGAUCAAUGAGAUUGAGACGUUGGAGGCGGCAAAGUCGUUCAGGGUCUCUCGUGCUGGUGCGGCGGCGGGUGGAGCUGCAGCAGGCGCUGCGGUCGGUGCGGGAGCAAGGGCCGGGACUCGGCUUGGCUUUGACUCGAGUGAUGAUGAUGAGGACACCGGUGGCCGGCUUGGGUUUGAGUCGCUUGCGGCUUAUCGUCGCGAGAGCGAGCGGAACCAGAUGACCUCAUCGGGAUUGCUGGCCAGGGUCAAGGCCCACAUGCUCCCACCGCACUUGCCGCCAGACAUGGUCGGGCCAUCGGACUCGAUGAUGGGCGGCGAGGAUGGCGAUGGCUCGAGCUUGUUUGAAGCUCAUCUGCGGUCAAUCUCGCAAAAUGAGCCCAUGACCAUGUCCGAGGUCGAGUCGAGAGCUCGGUUUUCGCCGGCUACUAACGUACCUGUCGUCAAGGUCCACAGUGCGUCGUCUCGGCUGAUGUUUGGCGAUGAAGACAAGGAUGGCCAUGCUUCGAACGGUAGUGAGGCGAGCGACGAGGCGAGCGAGAUUGCCCGGCUUGUCGAGGAUGCGCUCCAGGCCGACGUCGAGGUUGAUGGCCAUGGUGACGGCCAUGACGACGAAAGUGACGGCGACGACGGCUCAGUGACCUCUGACUGGGAGGACCGGUCGCUAGGCGCGAACCACCCAGACGCGCCGAGCUCGCUGCGCAAGGCCGCAUCACGCAACACCGCGUCGCAUUUGCUGUCGAUGGCGCAGGCGACAGGCGCGGCAGUCCGCACGGCGCCGCCGACGCUUGUCGACGCUGGACUCACCAACGAGAGCGUUCGAAGCGCCGUCGAGGAGAGCUUUGGGCCCGAGGCACUGGCGGUGCUCUCGUCGCUCUCACUCGCCGGUAAUGCGAUGACAACGAUGCCUGAGCCGCUGCCCGUGCUCGGCGCGGUGCGGACGCUGGACAUCUCACGUAACCCGCUCGUCGCGCUUGGCACGGGCUGGGACUCUGUCUUGCCGACGCUCCAGUCUCUCAACCUCGCCGGAACUGGGGUGGCGAGUCUCGAGCCGCUGAGCCAGUGCCCGCUGCUCACCGCGCUGGACGCGUCGAGCAACUCCCUGACAAGCGCUGCUGUCCUGGCUCAGCUGCCACGGCUGCGGACGUGUAACCUGGCCGACAACGCGCUCGCCCGGCUCGAGCCGGGCGCCACGCUUGGCACGCUUGUCGAGCUCGACGUCUCAGGCAAUGCACUCACAUCGCUGGAGGCGCUCUUCCGCGCCGCGCCGGCGCUCCGGGUCCUCUGCGCCAGCGGCAACCACGUGGCGUCACUGACAGGGCUCGAGGCGGCCCCGUCGCUCGCACAUCUCGACGUCUCGGCCAACCACCUGACGUCACUGGCAAGCGGUGGCUCGCUCUCGCUGGCUGUGCUCAACGCAGCCGACAACCGCAUCGGCUCUCUGGAGGAGCUGCGGCAGCUCCCGGCGCUGGCGCAGCUUGUGGUUGCGCGCAACGCGCUCAAGGGCGCGCCACUCGCGUUUAUGGACAGCACGCUUGUCGGAACGUUUGAGCGAAGUGAGCCGCUGGUCAAGCUUGUGGCGCUGGCGCUCGACGGCAACUCUGUGGCGUCGCUGCAAGGUAUCGCAUCGGGCGCACCGCAUCUAGCGCAUCUCUCCGCAGCCGACAACGCGUUGGCUUCGCUCGACGAGAUCCUCGACGAGAUAAGCAAGCUAGCACAGCUGGCGCGGAUUGAUCUGCGGUACAAUCCGGCGACCGAGGCGUUCUACACCCGCCCGGAUGGCGAGUCGACGACUGGCGUGCCGUUUGAGUCGCUUGAAGCGUACGACAAGGCGGCUGGAGUGUCGAUGGGCGACGCAGCGUACAUGGGACGGCUCUACUACCGCUCGUAUGUCAUCCACACCCACCAUUCACUGGCUGUCCUCGACGGCAUUGCGAUCACGCCAGUCGAGAUGCGCCUGGCGGUGUCACUUGAGGACAAGUUCUCGGUCUUGUUUUCUGUGCGAAAGGCAGGCCAAGAAGCAACGGCGCGGACUCUAGACGUGGUUCGUGCGGAAGAGCGCGAGGCCGAGUUGGGAGCCUUGGCAAGUGACAGCGAGCCGGCCGAGCGGACGGGCGCCGAGCAAGCGCCACGACCUGUGUUCGAGGCAGAUCCAGCGUACACGGCGCCGGCGCGGGUGCUGACGUCACCACCUUCGCCGCCGCUGUCGCCUGCAGGGACAAAUGUCGGGAUGUGUGUUCGCGCUGAGCUGGGCCGGCCGCGGGCGGUUGCCGAGUUUGGCGAGUCGAGGGCGGAGCGCGACUACCGGGCGCAGUACGAAGCGCACCUGAUGAAGCUGCAGACGCAGCUAGACAAGCUCGACGAGCACCCGGGCGGCGGGAGCGAGGGCCUGCCGAGCCAGGUCUCCAUGUUCCGGACCAAGAUGGAGUUCCUGCGGCAGCAGCGCGAGACAAACGAGCGGAUGGCGACCGAGUCAAUGGCGUCGGCCGAGGCUGGGAACAAGAUGGUGGCGGCGGCGGCCCGCGGCGAGCUGGCCCGCGGCGGCGGUCACGACGACGGCGGCAGCGACGGCGAGUCUGAGUCUGAUCCCGAUGCUUCGGUCUCGAUCCGCGAAUACGUGGCGGUACCUGGCAAGGCACCCGCAGCGCGCGAGCGGAGCUUUGUCAGCGUGCUGGAGCGGUCUUCGCUGCUGCCAGAGCCGGUGGUCGGCUCGCCGUCGCCUCCGCGGAUGCGUGGUGUCGAACCGCCGGCGAGCCUCCCGGUGGGCGAGCCACGGAUCGGGCUCGAGCCGUACCUGCACUCGGCGAUGUCGGCAAAGCGGGCGCAACUGCAUGAGCUGUACAAAGAGAUGCUCAGCCGCGAGCGGGAGUUUGUGGCCGAGGUCAGUGAGCCGUCGCUCUCGCGGCGGAUGAUGUACGACAUGGUGUACCACGGGAUGAGCCCGUCGUCGGCAGAAGCGGCGUACUCGCGAGACCGGUCGUUCCGGGCGCUCGAGUCGAUCAAGUCGCUGCACGCAGCGUUUGACCCGCCGGUUGACCCAAGCGUGGAAAAUGCGUCGCGGAUGCGGGCGCACGCCGUGUCGCCGGCGCAGCGGCUGCCGGCAUCCGCGCGACUGGCACAUCUGGCCUCGCUCAAGUCGCCGUCGCUCACGCUUGCGGCGCUGGAAUUUAUCCGCGGCGAGCCAUGCGGGGCGUCGCAGGAGACGAGCGCAAUGGAGCUCCCGAUGAUUCCGCUCGACCGUCCAUCGCGUGACGAGUCUAUGACUGAUGACGUGAGUCGGCGGGACGCAUCAAGUGACCUCACCCUCCGGAUUCUAGAGCAGCUUGGGCGGGUGAGUCGCGCGAGGCAGGCAGCCGAUGGCAAGACGAGCCAGAGCAGCGACGGCGGUGGCGACAACGGCGACGUUGGCGAUGAUGGCGACGCCGCUAAUGACGGUGUCGACAUGGAGACCUCGCUUCGCGACCAGGUUCAAGCGCAGGUGACUGCGACCAUGCAGGAGCUCGAGGCCGCACAUGCCGAGGCCGAGGCCGCCGAGGCAGCAGUAGACGAGGCAGUCGAGCGUGGGAUCUCGUUUUGGGUGCCGAUCGAGCGGCCAGAAGGCGAAAGCGCGACCAGGGCUGAAGACGCAGGCUCGCUGGGAAUCGAGCGGGAGGAGAGUGUGGCUGCCGAGGCGGAUGUGACGGCCAAGUUUUUCGAGUCGUUCCCGGACCCGGACGCCGAGGUGCUGGCGGCGCGUGCGCCGUCGGCGCGGCUGCAGCGGCGGCAUGCGGCGGUGCGGGCCAAGGCUGCAGCAACGCGUGAGGAGCGCGAGCGGCGGGCCGCAGCACGUCGGGCUGAGGCGAUGCGGGCCAAGGCGCGGGCGAAGCAGGAGCGAAGGGAGCGACACGCGCGAGCUGAGGCACGGAGGCGGGCGGCCGAGGCCGAGGCGUUGGCGCGGCGGCAGCGGCACCGGCCCGCUAGCAGCAGCAAGCGCGUGCGAGUGCGUGUGCGGCGGCGCGACGGGUCGCGAGAGCUUUCUGCCUCGGUGAGCAAGGCAGCAGGAGUAGUGGAGGUCGAAUCGUACUACGAAGACGACGAUGGCGGCGACGAGGGCUGUGGCGAGUCUUACGAGUAUGUCGAGGCGCCGCGCGGACGGUCGCCGGACUCACUUGCCAGCGGCGAGAGCGGCGGCGAGUGGACGUCACUGGCGGGCGAUGUAGCAGCGGCGGCAGCAGCUGCGAGCGAGACCAAGCGCGACGCAAGCGGGUCGAGCGACUGGCGGGCGACGCUCCUCGUGGCGGCACGGGUGCCUGCAGCGUCAGGCUCUGUCUCGUCGUCGUCGUCGGCGGGCUCGACGAUUCUGACCGAUCUGCGAAUGGACUCUGCCGAGGCACGGGCGAUGCAGGGCGUUCUUGCGUCCGAGUCUCUGCGUGAGGUUUCCAACACGCGCGGAGCGAGCUACUCGCUGGUGCGGGUGAUGAAGAUCUUCAACGCGGAGCGGCUGGAGUGGUUCUCGUCGCUCGACGGAUUUGCCAACGUCGACGGAGUCAACCCAUCGACGCUCACCACCCUCUGCUCGGCCGGGUUCGGGGCGUACGGCGACAGCAGCGAGCUUGUAUUCUGCGACUCGCUGUCGCUGGCUACAGAGCUGUAUCCCAAGGCACUCCCGACGAGCGGCGACGGGCGUGUGCGGUUCCGGUGGCGGGCACUGGUGUGCGUCGUCAAGCCUGGGACCAAGCAUGUGUUCCCGACCGAGAGCCUGGCGUCGCUGCGGAGCGACGGCGGGCGGGCACAGGUGGAGCAGCUCCUCGCGGCCGGGUACUCGUCGUUCUCGCUCGCGCGCGAGAUGCUGGAGCGGUCGCGCGAAGUGGUGCUCAUCCCGUAUCCGAACCGGGCACUGCCUGCGUACCUCAUUGAGUACGAGGUGACAAUGUAA
Messenger RNA from Thecamonas trahens ATCC 50062, 4953 nucleotides. RefSeq names its product yop effector YopM. The record is from RefSeq and is a predicted model, not a curated record. NCBI's taxonomy places the organism in Eukaryota, Apusomonadida, Apusomonadidae. Bases 1 to 4953 code for a protein of 1650 amino acids. The transcript is spliced from 4 exons. Gene Ontology annotation, molecular function: protein binding.